Gasterosteus aculeatus aculeatus (three-spined stickleback) is the source of this 2404-nucleotide messenger RNA. It is a transcript of the gene nptx2b, whose product is annotated as neuronal pentraxin IIb. The record is from RefSeq and is a predicted model, not a curated record. Lineage: Eukaryota; Metazoa; Chordata; Actinopteri; Perciformes; Gasterosteidae.
UCAGCACCGCACGCUGCGCUCUGUUUGCGCCAUAAAUAGUUCCUUACUAUAAGUGGACGCGACUUAGAGCGCGAGGCACGAUGAUCGGAUUGUCUUCAUUUCGCUGCAGAAAUAGUUAUACGUGAUGUUUAGCCCGACUUAUACACUUUUACGCACUAAAACUACGAGGGGAUUUAGGGCGAGUGUUUAGGGUUUAGUGUCCGGCUGCCCCCUUUCCCUUUAGGGGGAACGCCGCCGGCAUGUUGCUCCUCUUGUGCGGAUUGUUGUGUGUUUGCGCGCUUGGCGGCGGCCAACUACCGAGCGGCCAGGCGGACGAUGGGAAGCGAUACAUCUGCCGGGCUGUGCCCCUCAGCGGAGAUUCCAGCUGCCCUGUGACUCUGUUACCGGAGCUGAACGCCGGGAGCCAGGAGGAAGAGCUCAGGAAUACCGUCAUGCAGCUCCGAGAGACCAUCUUACAGCAGAAAGAAACCAUUGCCAAGCAGAUAGGCACCAUCAACGAGCUAACCACCAAGCUGUCCCUCUGUGCCUCAACCGACGACAGGAAGUACGACAAAGGGGCUUCCUGGGGCAAAGAAAAGCAAAAUACAAUGGGGGACGUUCCAAGAGAUCCAAAUGACUCCAUCGAUAGUCUUGGAAAAACCAUGCAAGGACUCAAGGACCGGCUGGAGAAUUUGGAGCAACAGCAUCUGCGCGCCAACAUAUCCGGCGCCUCGUUCCCCAGUGAGCUCCGCGACCUGCUGCAGCGGCGGCUCAGGGAGCUGGAGAAGCAGCUCCUGAAGAAAGUCAGCAGCCUGGAGGAGGAGAAGAGCAUGCUCUCCAAUGCCACGGCCGCUUACAGGCUGAAGACGGAGAGCACGCUGAGCGCCCUGGUGGACAGGAUCAGCGAGCUGGAGAAAGGAGGAGGAGACUUCAAGUCCCCGGAGCAGUUCAAGCUGUGCCUCCCCCAGAGGACCAACUACCUGUACGGCCGCAUCACCAAGAGCCUGCCGGAGAUGUACGCGUUCACUCUGUGCAUGUGGAUCAAGUCCAGUGCCAGUCCAGGCAUCGGCACACCUUUCUCUUACGGUGUACCGGGGCAAGCCAAUGAGAUAGUGCUGAUCGAAUGGGGCAAUAACCCCAUAGAGUUGCUCAUCAAUGACAAGGUUGCCCAGUUGCCAUUGGAGGUCCGGGAUGGAAUGUGGCACCACAUCUGCAUCUCUUGGACCACACGGGACGGCCAGUGGGACGCUUACCAGGACGGGAGGAAGCUGGGAACUGGCGACAACCUGGCCGCUUGGCACCCCAUCAAACCCGGGGGGGUCAUCAUCCUUGGGCAGGAACAGGACGUGGUCGGCGGCCGCUUCGAUGCUGGUCAGGCGUUCGUGGGCGAGCUGAGCCAGGUCAACAUCUGGGACCGCGUUCUGAAGCCGGUGGAGGUCCAGUCCAUGGCUAACUGCAGCGCGUACGUCCCCGGAAACGUGAUUUCCUGGCUGGCGAGCAACGUCGAAGUUUUCGGGAGGGGGGCGUUCAAGCGGCCCCUGGAGGUGUGUCAGGAGCGGCUGCCGAAUGCUUAGGACCCACGUGUUGCGCCUCUCCUCAGAUUCACUGCUGUUUCCAUCCAUUCAGCGAUUCUUUUAUCGCCUUCUCUUGCCGAGGGGCAGUUUAUGGACUUUACUUUGAUCUUAAUUUGUUCUGCUCUGCACAGAGACAUCCCAUCAAUAACGGCCAUCUCAUGAGAAGUUGCAAUCAGAGAGUGUUUAAAGGUUUAUUUCUAUACCAUAAAUAGUACUGCGAUCUGUAAACCCACCGCCGCGGUAAAAGGUCACCCCGGGUACCGGUACAAAUACAUCCUCACCCCCUCAGAGCCCCCCCGCCCGACUAUCUCCCGCUCCACUCACAGGCUUUAAAGUAAAGAAAAUCCAAAUUCAGUGGAAAAGUAAAGCUUGUCUCUUUGUGUGUACCAGAGACUAGAAACACAGCUUUGCAUCACACAUACGUGACACCAGUGAUACUAGUGAGUCCAUCACCGUGCUUUUCUUUCCUUUGCCUUUUGUUUGUUCCCAAACUGGUUUAAAUGGUGAAUCCUGUUUGAAACGUGUUCAUAGCUUCAAUGUGGUGAUGUAUCUUCAGUUCUUGAUUUGGAACAUUGUUGCUGUGGAUUGUCGAAUAAGGCUUUCAACAGAACAUGUAACAGGUUAGAUCAUAACUCUCUGAAAUGAAUUUUGAAUGUGUAGCGUUUUCUACUAUUUAGUGUCUUUUUUUAUGUAAUCACUGUUUUUAGCACACGUAUCACGCAUUGUCCAUCUUUUCUCGUGGCCUUCUCGUGGAGACCUAAGUGCCAUUAAAUGUUGUGGGUGUUAAAACGUCAUUGCUUUGACAAUAACAACAAUGUGGAAAAUAAAGGAAAUAUCUGCUGCAAAUGAAA